Molecule: messenger RNA, 985 nt
Organism: Leptomonas pyrrhocoris
Lineage: Eukaryota; Euglenozoa; Kinetoplastea; Trypanosomatida; Trypanosomatidae
Exons: 1
Coding region: 260-985 (241 amino acids)
Biological process (GO): microtubule cytoskeleton organization
Cellular component (GO): cytoplasm
Source: RefSeq, a predicted model, not a curated record
AGCUAGAACACUUCUCCUUCCUUACUGCCAGCUGAACUGCACCACUGGAGGCGCAUUCGACUAGUCGCUUCAUUGAAUACGUGAAUAUACAUACCUCACCCCCGUUAUCUUACCCCGACAGAGCGAGAGCGAGAAACGGCUUUAAGGAGAGAAACGAAAAACCGCUGUUAAUUUUUCUUCUGCCUGACAGAUCCCUGACGCGUCUUCCUUUAUUUCUAAUACAUAUAUAUAUUUAUUCGUGCAAUAGGAAAGCGAGAAGAUGUUAGGCUCAGGCAAGUCGAGCGGUGUGGUGAACGAGGCCAGCAACCUCAAGGCCAACGAGAACCUCACCUCCACCAUCGAACAGAUGAACACGAAGGCAUACCGCCAAAGCCGCGACAUGAACGACGUCAUCCCGACCCACCGACGCGCCGUAGCAGAGGCGCCGCGCGACAACGGCGUCCCUGUGUACGACCCUUCUACCGAGAAAGCAAUGGAGCAGGUGGAGCGCGGCAACGCGGCGGAGUUGGCGGACGACGACGAGGACGAUGAGCUAAUGGCACUGCGUCGGAUGCGCAUGCAGCACCUGAAGGCGACACAGGAAAAAAACGCGGAGUACCGCAGUAAGCAGCACGGCGAGUACCGCGAGAUCGCACAAGACGACUUCUUCAACGUCGUGGUGCGGGAGAAGGGCGGCAGCGAUCGGGUGUGCGUCCACUUCUACCACAAAGACUUCGAGACGUGCAAAGUGAUGGACAGACGCCUUUCUGAGUUGUCGCAGUCGAUGCUGGCGGUUCGGUUUGUCAAGAUCGACGCGGAGCGCUCGCCUUUCUUGGUGGAGCGUCUGCACGUGUCGACGCUGCCGUGCUGUCUGCUCUUCUUGAACGACGUCUGCGUCGAUCGCAUUCUCGGCUUCGACGGGUGCACGUCGGAGGAUGGCACGUUAGAUGCGGAUCUGCUGCGGGAGCGAAUCGCACGCACCCUGCAGAUGGAAACGGAACACUAG